Calliphora vicina (urban bluebottle blowfly) is the source of this 3588-nucleotide messenger RNA. RefSeq names its product Polycomb protein Scm (gene Scm). Gene Ontology annotation, molecular function: histone binding; chromatin binding; zinc ion binding. Lineage: Eukaryota; Metazoa; Arthropoda; Insecta; Diptera; Calliphoridae. The transcript is spliced from 5 exons. The coding region runs from base 648 to 3509 and encodes 953 amino acids. Gene Ontology annotation, cellular component: nucleus. The record is from RefSeq and is a predicted model, not a curated record. Gene Ontology annotation, biological process: negative regulation of DNA-templated transcription.
AGUAAAAUGGCGUGAAAUUGUGUUGCUGCAUAUUGAAAGUGCUUACGAAAAUUUACAAAAAUCAAUUAAAAUAUAAAAUUAAAAUAAUUAAAUUUUUAUAAAAUCACUAAAGUGUUUGUCGCUUAAAACAAAAGUGUAAAUAAAAAAGCUAUUGAAAUGAAAUUCAGCAAAAAAACCGUAGAGAAAAAAUUACGUGACUAGAAAAAAAGCAAAAUGCAAAAACAGCGCAUUAAUAACGCAUUUCUCUUACUACAAACAUAAGAGCGAAAGAGAUGACAAAAAAUACUCCAACAAAAAUAACGCGUAAAGAAAAAAAAUGACAUUUUAACGAAAACGAAGUAAAAGAAGAACGUUUGCGGUGACCAGAAAAAGUUUUCUGAAAAUUUCUAAAAGUAAAAUAAUAAUAUUAAAAAAAAUUAUAAAGUGUAAAAAAAGAAAUUAAUUGGAUAAUUUAUUUUCCACUUGAAAAGCAACAUAUAAACAUAAUUUAUUUGUGUAAUCUGCAAAAACAACAUUUGUUUACAUUCGAAAUCAAAAUUUGAAAAGUUCUAGAUCUAGAACAUUUAGUGUUAACCCGUCAUCAAAUAUAAUUCGUGUUUGUUUUGUUUACGCAUUAUUCAAUAUAAUAUCGUUUAAAGCAUUUUAUAAUGUCCGGCGGUGGACGAGAUUCCACUAGCAGUAGUGGCACCAACAGUAGCAGCAGUGGUAGUAAUGGUGUUUCGUCCUCAGCAGUGGCUACCACUCCUACAUCCACCGGCCAGUCAGCGAAUCAAAGAUCCCGAGGUCGUCCCGCUAAGCGGGCUACAUGCACUUGGUGUGGGGAAUGUAAACAACCAUUGCAAUACGUUUUGCCAACCCAAAAUGGCAAAAAAGAAUUUUGUUCAGAAACCUGUAUAGCGGAAUUCCGUAAAGCCUACAGCAAAGGAGCAUGUGCACAGUGUGACAAUGUUAUACGCGAAGGAGCUCCUAAUAAGGAAUUUUGCUCGUUAAUGUGUAUGAAUAAGUAUCAAAAGAAGAAUGGAUCUACGCGUUCCCUUAACAAUGGUACACGUAUGGAUGGCACAAACAUUGGCAAAAACUUGGGAGGAGGAGGUUCCUGUACGCCUACAGGACCAUUCCAAUAUGAAAGUUUUCACGUUUUUGAUUGGGAUGCUUAUUUGGAGGAAACUGGUAGCGAAGCUGCUCCGCCCGAUUGUUUUAAACAAGCUCUGAAUCCACCCAUGAAUGAUUUCAAGAUUGGUAUGAAAUUGGAAGCUUUAGAUCCGCGUAACGUUACCUCCACAUGUAUCGCCACUGUGGUGGGUGUUCUUGGCUCUCGUUUACGUCUGCGCCUUGAUGGCAGCGACAGUCAAAAUGAUUUUUGGCGUUUAGUUGACUCGAAUGAGAUUCAUGCCAUUGGUCAUUGUGAAAAGAACGGCGGCAUGUUGCAACCACCACUUGGCUUUCGCAUGAAUGCCUCCAGCUGGCCCGGUUACCUCUGUAAAAUUUUAAAUAAUGCCAUGGUAGCACCGGAAGAGAUUUUCCAACCCGAACCGGCCGAUCCGCCGGAAAAUCUCUUCCAGGUGGGCCAAAAGCUCGAGGCGGUCGACAAAAAGAAUCCUCAAUUGAUAUGCUGUGCAACAGUUGAUGCGAUCAAAGACGACCAAAUCCAUGUGACAUUCGAUGGGUGGCGCGGAGCGUUCGACUAUUGGUGCAGCUACAAAUCUAGGGAUAUUUUCCCGGUUGGUUGGUGUGCCCGUAGUUGUCAUCCUAUGCAACCGCCCGGUCAUAAAUCACGCAUGGAUUCCAGUUCGAGUAAACAUCGUAGUCCACGUCAACGUUACGCAUUCAUUCAAGAAACAGAUGCUAUGGUCGCAGCCACACCCGUCACAGCUCAUUUUCAUACCAAUUGCAAAGGCGGUCCCUUCAUCAACAGCUCAAAGCUUCCAUCGAUGGUUACGGGUCCCACUCAUCAGACAUUGUCGAAACUAUGCUUGCAAGAGGUAUUAGCAGCUAGUACGGAUACGCAACAACUGUCCAAGCUACUGUUUGCUCUGGACGGUGAUGUUCACAUUGUCACAGCGGCUGGGAAAAAUUUUACGGUCAAAAUACCGUCACCAUUACGCAUGAACGAUGAUGAAAGUUUGGCACAAUUUAUUGAAACAUUAUGUACAACAUGCAGGGCAUGUCCAAAUCUAAUUUCACUCACACCAGACACAGAAGAUUGUGAAAAAUGUGCAAAUACCAAGAAACGGCCAAUAACACAAACUGGGGACUGCUCAUCGGCGGUAGUACCAGAAAAACGUAGUAAAACACCUGGAAGUGCAGAGAAAAUCAACAUUAAGCAAGAAGUGGCGACAUCAACGACCACAGCCAAUACAAGUGUAGACAAUUUCGCAAACUCGAACAACACUACACAAGCAACAUCUACAACAACACCUACAGUAUCUGCAACUUCAUCGUCGACAUCAACAUUGUCUUCACAAUCAACAUCUUCUUUAUCGACAACAAAAGCUAAUCUAAACAAUGUGAUUAAUCAGCAGCAAUCGCAACAACAACACAAUACAGUGGCAUCGAUAAAGCAACAACAACAGCAACAACAUCAAACAAAUCAUACAAUUAUUACAAGUAGUAGUAUUAUCAGUAACAAUAAUACCACAAAUAGUGGUACUGCAAUUCUGCCAACAUCAAAUGGCACUACCAACAACAGCAACAGUAAUAACAACAACAAUAACAAUGCGCUAACAACUGUUCACAUUAAAACUGAACCAAAUACCAACAACACAAAUGGCAUACAGACCGCAUCGCCGGCUCAGGCUCUACGACAAAUACGUAUACAUCAUUUAAGUGGCAAUAUAGGCAACAGCAACGUUUCUACUGUAACCGGCACAACAUCGACCAGCAGCAGCACAAUGGUUGCAACCUCUCAUUCUUAUUCAGACGAUCAAAAACAUUCUACUCUUACCUCAAACUCGAAUUUCAAAUAUUUAGCACCCCUUGUGGCCGAAGUGCAUCCCGAGCAAUCCAAUAUAUCGGCAGCAACUGCUGCUGCCGCCUCAACCACUUAUAAAUCUCCUUCCACAUUGUCAUCAACCGCUUCGUUACCUACAUCAGUAUCAACGCCGUUUUGCGCAUCACAAUCUGCUUCGUCAACAGCCGCAGCGGCUACCGCUGUUAUACCUUCCACAUCCACUUAUGGUCCCGCAGUUACUCUACCAAUCAUACAGCAUGUAAAUGCGGCAAAUGGUGCAGUGAGUGCGGUUGUGGCGACGGCUGCGGCAUUACCGCCAUUGCGUUCCCAUCCUGGUGACUGGUCUAUUGAAGAAGUUAUACAAUUUAUAGAAAGCAAUGAUAGUUCGUUAGCUGUACACGGUGAUCUCUUCAGGAAGCAUGAAAUUGAUGGCAAAGCCUUGUUAUUGUUAACCUCCGAAAUGAUGAUGAAAUAUAUGGGUCUUAAACUUGGACCAGCCUUAAAAAUUUGCAAUUUAGUUAAUAAAGUUAAUGGGCGUCGUAACAAUAUGUCCCUGUAAAUAUUCCAUGAUAAAUCUCCAUUCCCUUUAUCCUUAUUAACACCUACCUACCCAACCAAUCUAAUUAUUAUAAAGAAAA